AUGGACGUUUUCAGACAAGCCCAGAGUCGGUUCCGUCUGGCCUUGUCAGCAGAAGAGCAGGCCCAAUAUGGGCCCUGUGACUCUGUUGAGCAGCUUCUUACUGAUGUUAGACAGUUCAGUCUGUUAGCCAAAGGCAACCGGCGACUCUCUGACUGCAUGCUGAAAAUCAAAACCUUUUCGGAGAAUCUUGAGCCAUAUUUAGGUCUCAUUGCCAUGAUUUGCGGAUCUCACGCUGGGCGGACUGAUGCAACUUUUGGCACACUGAGGCUCGUCCUCCAGAUGGCGAGCUCCUACGGUAGCUUCUUUGAGAAACUCUGCGAUGCCCUUGACAAACUGGACGCAAGGUUUCCGCGGUACCAGGAGCUUUAUGAGAAGCUUAGCUCGCGGAAGGCCGGGUCAGUGGGACCAACGCUAACAAAUGCGCUGGGGAAAACCUACGACUUGUUAUUCGAGUUCUUUCAGAGUGUCGCGGGGCUCUUUUCGCGACCAAACGGCAGGACAAGGCACACUUUUUCUACCGUUGCUUCUCUUGCCCGGGAGCCAUUUGAUGUCCGUUUUAAAGGAAUCCUGGAGAAAAUUAGCUUCUACCACAAUCUGGUCAAGGAAGAAAUAGAGACGGAAAGAGUAGAAGAGAUACAAGACGAUCUGGUCAAACUGAAAGCAGCUGCGGCAGAACAAGCUACAGAGAAAUUACAAAACACACUCCUCGAGAAGUUGAAGGAGAUUCAAGCAGGCCAAGCACCCAACAAAGCCCAGUUGACUCUUUUACAGAGUCUUCUUGUUGAUGGAUUCUCCCGUCAAGCAACACUUGAAUCACAAAAUCGCCUACUUAAUUUACUGUCUCAGUUCACGAACCACGAGGAUGCCCGGAUACAAGCUGAAUUUAAAUCCUCUGUAAUUCGAUGGAUUGACCCGCCCGAUUACAAGGAAAACCUCUGCGAUGCGCAAGAUGAGCGCACUGAUGGAACUGCGGAAUGGAUCUUUGAUAACCCCGCGUUUAUCCAGUGGCAGCGUGGAUUACCAGAACAGGACUCUCCGUCAACAUCAAAUUCGCCCAGCUCACUUCUAUGGAUCAAUGGAAAGCCGGGCUCAGGAAAAACCGUGCUCGCUGGCUCCAUUGUGGAAGAGCUCCGACGGAAACAAAAAAACCGGGCUAUGGACUCGGCGGUUUGUUACUAUUUCUUCAACCAAAACAUGGGCAAGAAGAAUAACCAUGUCGACACUUAUCGUGCUAUCCUGGCGCAGUUGUUCCGCCACUGCCACGAGAUGGACAAAGUUUACGACAUCUUCGCCAUGAUAAAGAUGAGCAUUGCCAGCGACAUUCGAGCAUCGGAGCAUGAAUUAGUCGAUACAAUACACUUAUGCCUUAAAGAAGUUCCAAGAUCCCAUUUCAUUCUGGAUGGCAUUGACGAAUGCUCAAAUGACACCAAGCUGCUGAAAAAUAUUAGGAUCUGGUGUGAAACAACACCAGUCAAGACUAUUCUGCUCAGUCGGCCAGACGUCUCAAGCUUGAGGAAGGCAAUCUCGCCGGCUUCAACCAUCACUAUGAUAUAUUCGGAAUUAGGCAGAGAUAUCUGCCGGUAUCUGACCCCCGAGUUCGAUGACUUUCGAGACGAGGGCCUUUUACCAAAGGAUGCAGAUAUAGAAAUGUUGGCAAGUCAUCUCGUAAAACGAGCCGAGGGUAUGUUCCUUUGGGCUCGCGUGAUGAUCGAAUACUUGGCCUCCCCAGCUUUGAGUAAGAGGCAACGACUGGAGAUCAUCAUGGAAGACACACCGGGAGGUCUUGAUCGUCUUGAAGAUCUCUAUUGUAGGAUUCAAGACCGGAUUGAUGCUCUUGACGGACCAAGCAGACAAAUAGCCCAUAAAGCGCUAGUAUGGAUAGCUCAUACUCGACUCACACUCCCUGAGCUCAGCGAAGCAAUCAUCGAUGAAGAUUGGGGGUCUGAUCGCGAGGAAGACUCGAAUCAUUUUGAGCACGCUGUCAUUGUGUCUUGCCGCGGGAUCAUCGAAAAGAGGCCUAACGGGAUAUUCAGGUAUAUUCAUUUAACAGCAAGGGAGUUUGCUCAGAAUGGGCCUCAGAGAUCUGCUCGACAGCCUUUGAUCCCCCAUAUUCAUUCUGCCAGGGCGCAGAUUGCUCAAUAUUGCGUCGGAUACUUCAACAAGCGAAUACCUGCAAAUCCACUAUCAGGACAGCUGGGAGUGACUGCUGAUUUCAAGAUCAUCAAUGAGAGAUGGCCCUUACUGGGAUUUGCCUCACGGAACUGGAUAGACUUCACGCUUGACGUCCUUUAUACACACGAAGCUGAAUUAUCUGACAGCGGAAUGGAUAGUCUUCAUACCGAGAUCAACACCUUUUUGCAAAACCGAUUCUUCGUCAUGGUUUGGAUUGAGGCUCUUUACACAUUGUGUCCGAGUGGGCUUUUUCAAUCGUUAGAGAGAACACAAACCGACAUGGACCAAAUGCAGUUGACGAAACUGGCACCAAACUGGCAAGAAUGCUGCCAAAACUUGAAGGAGCUGAUCCACGACGUUUGUCAAAUACAUCUGAACUGGGGUGAAACUCUGACAGACACACCAUGCGAAGUCUGGGGCGACGUUGGUAUCUUCCAGAAAAGCAAGUUCUUGGCGUCAACCAAGGCAGGCACUGUGGAAUCCUUGGCGGCGACGUUGCAUGUGAAGGGGAGAUCAAAGGGAAUCAGCCCUCUAUUUAGCCAAUCUAGAAGCUCUCUAGAUGUCAAAAGGCUUGCUGUACUGAGCGUCUUUCCCUGCAAAUAUUUUAGAGAUGGUUGGGACAGUCAUGCUGAGAUUCCAUGUUAUUCGAAGGCGCGAAAGCGAUCUGAGCGAGCGCGUAGACCCUCCCAGCAAACUAAAGAAUUAUACACCGGAGGAGCCGAGGAUUACUCCAGUUAUUACGCUCCUCCGAUACCUGAACUACCAGGUGCUCCUAAGCCUCCGAGAACGAAAGCUGAUUUCAGCGACGCAUGUUCUGGAUGGGUGAUAACCUACGAGAUCUUCUCUAUAGAAACUACUGAGUCCAGCCGCCUACUUUUCAUGGAAGCACCUGUGGAUGCUCUUCCUGUUGAGAUAUGCCUCAGACAGAGCCUACUGGUUGACAAUGAGGACUGGAUCUGCACUUUCGCCCUAUCGAUAGGGCCGAACUUAGACAGAUUCACGGUGUUGAAUAUGUUAUUUGAUGUGAAAUCUGACCAAACUUACCAUUCCAGAGCAAUAGAUUGGCCUCAGACAUAUCGACCCUUAAAUUGGAGCACAUCCAAAAAGAUAAAUUCUAAUGGUCACUUUGGGGUGAAUACCUACAAUUAUCAUUUCUUAUGGAGCUGGGAUGGGCGAUAUCUUUUGUUUCGCGAUCGCAACCUCAUAGCAACGAAAUGGGUUCAGCAUGGGACUAGCAUCGCCUUAUUCUCCAUCCAAGAGCCAGCCUUGGGAGAAGAGGCUAUCAAAUUGGUAAACUGUUUCUCUACCGAUUCUUUUAGCACUGGGAUACAUGCUUGUCACUUUCACCCAACCCGAGAUCUUCUUUUAUUGAGAGACGACAAAAACUUUUACUUAUGGAAGUUCCUAGAUGAGCCUUCUGUUCUCCAGCUUGCUGAUACUCAGACUCGUCAAGGGGUUGGAAUUGAAGGCAUCUCGUUUUCUAGCUGUGGAAAGUACAUUGCCAUCUCCUACAGAGGCCAGCCAUGGCCAAAACUAUAUCCUUUGACAACCUUCCUAGGAGUAGAUGAAAACAUUGAGAGUUGUCAUGAGACGAUAGAGACAUCAGCGGGCAUAACUGAGGACUCGGCGGCUCAUCCAUCAGCCGCCUCGGGCGAAGUUGCCGCCCGAAAUAAGGAGACAGAACUUACAACGAACCCCAUCAUCAGUCGGGCCACUUCAUCUUCGGUUGUGGUUAAAAAGGGCAACGGAAAUGAGUUUAACAUGACGCGCCUGGAUGUGACUCCGAAGGAGAUCCAAAUUCGCCAAAAGGAUGAAAGACAAGACACUUCCACAUCUUUAAUCAAGCUACCCCAGUCUAUUUCAACCAAAAAUAUCACCGCCGAGGUGACUGCGCCCGUUCCCGAAGAAAACCCUAAAUUUCAGGUCAUUCUCAAUGCUGGACCGGCAAAAGUAUUUCUAAGCAGCGAUGGCGAUGCCGCUGCAACACAUCUGCCUCUGGUUGUUCGGAAAGACCCUCGAGCAUUAAGACCACAACAAUCAGAUCAAAUCACGGGGAGGGGUGCGAAGAUCUCGCAUACUGAUAGAAAUGCCGAUGCUGUUCCGGCGCAGUUGACAGAAGCUGCUGAUAUUGCUUCAUCGGAACCAGCAGCUGAGAAGCCACUUGAGGCGCAGUCACCGCAGGCGGCAAUUACGAAACUCAAGCCUGAAAAGAAAAAGGGGAAGCUCACAAGUUGGAUUUCAAAACAGAUGAAGAAGUGA
Molecule: messenger RNA, 4431 nt
Organism: Clonostachys solani
Lineage: Eukaryota; Fungi; Ascomycota; Sordariomycetes; Hypocreales; Bionectriaceae
Source: the annotation of a GenBank genome assembly